AUGACUUCCGCUGGUAAGAGGACCGUGACCUACGGCCGGCAUAGCGUGUUACAGACUAUCUCCAUCACUUCACUAGAGUCGCGCAAAGAUGCGUACUGGGUGAUUUAUAUUCAUGGUGGCGCCUGGCGCGAUCCAACCGUCACAUCAGAAUCCUUCGACAAAGCCGAAGCCAUUCUUCGCGCAUCAAAUCUGCCCAUCUCAGGCUUCGCAUCUAUCUCAUACAGAUUGAGUCCGCACCCGCGCUUCCCCCAGAACCCACCAACUACUUCACCGUACGAGUCCCGCAAUGCGAAGCACCCGGACCACAUUCGCGAUGUUGAAGCAGCACUGGCGUUCCUGCAGAACACCUAUGGGUUCGGGCCGCGGGAAAUGGCGCACAAUCCAGACGCUGAAGGCGGUACUGGUGUUGAAGCUGUCUCUACCACUCCCGAACCAUUGCCCCCACGUCUUCGUGCGAAGCCAACGGCUAUCGUAGGUGUAGCUGGCAUUUAUGAUCUCCGGCGGUUGGUAGAUACGCAUCGCAGUAUUCCGGCCUACCGUGAGUUUGUUGAAGGUGCAUUUGGGCCGGAUGAUAUGGUCUGGGAUGCUGUAUCUCCGGCGCAGAUGAUUGGGUCUCGUGGUGUUGAAGGUGGCUGGAAGACUGGGAGAUUGGUAGUCUUGGCUCAAUCUCCCGACGAUGAGCUUGUGGAUAUGGGCCAGCGUGAGGCGAUGCAGGAUGCCCUGAAAGGGUGGGAGCAGACGGAGGCUCAGGUGCCGCCUGAGGAGCUCACUCACAAGGAUCGUCGUGUACGGAUCUUGGAUAUCAGCGGCGCUCAUGACGAUGCCUGGAUAAACGGCGAUGAAAUUGCUUGCUCUGUUCAGUUCGCUUUCAAGGAGCUGCAGGAGAUGGGACUUGCCCCAGAGGCUUGA
This is a messenger RNA of Penicillium maclennaniae, 909 nucleotides long. RefSeq names its product arylformamidase. The record is from RefSeq and is a predicted model, not a curated record. The transcript is spliced from 3 exons. Bases 1 to 909 code for a protein of 302 amino acids. Lineage: Eukaryota; Fungi; Ascomycota; Eurotiomycetes; Eurotiales; Aspergillaceae. Gene Ontology annotation, molecular function: arylformamidase activity.